AUGCCGCCCUACACGAACAUCCAGUCGCAUCGCGACUCCCUCGAGCUCGCCUCCCUUGCCUCCUCAUCUCGCGCCGAAUCCGUCGUCUCAGACCUUCCCUCCUCGAGGCCCUCCAUCUCCUCCUCGCGCAAGCUCUCCUUCGAGGCCGAAGACCCCCUCGAUGCAGCGAACCCUGCCGCCAGCUCGAACCGCCCCAAUCGCCAUGACCGCUCCUACUCAGUCUCCUCCGGCUUCGACUUCGCCGCCAACCUCUUCCCCCUGAGCUCCACCGCCGGCGCGGGGGCAGGCGGGUACGCCCCCAUCGGCGCCCCGACCUCGACAGCGAUACAGAACAGUGGCCUCGGCGGCGGCAGCUUGGAGAAGCACAAGAUCCUCACCUACAUGAACGGCUUGAGUCUGAUUGUCGGUCUCAUAAUCGGCAGCGGCAUCUUCUCCAGUCCCAGCCAGGUCAGCUCUAAGGUUGGGUCGCCCGGCGCCGCCCUCGUGGUCUGGGUUAUCGCCGGCGUGCUUGCUUGGACAGGUGCUGCGAGUUAUGCCGAGCUGGGCGGCGCGAUACCCCUGAACGGCGGCGCGCAGGUCUACCUUGCGAAAAUCUUGGGCGAGAUGGCCGGGUUCUUGUUCACGUGGGUCGCCGUGUUGGUUCUGAAGCCCGGUAGUGCGGCCAUUAUCGCCAUCAUCAUGGGAGAGUAUCUGGUCAGGGCGGCGAUAGGCGCAGAGGCGGAGAGCCUGAGCCCGUGGAUCAACAAGGCGGUCGCCAUGGUGGGGUUGAUUCUGGUCACGCUCAUGAACUGCGUGUCGACGAAGCUGGGCACGAAGGUGAACGACUGGCUCAUGUUUUUGAAGUUUGUCGCCCUGCUGGGCGUCACCGUCACCGGCAUUGUAGUCGCGAUCACGGGGACCACCUUGACGGGCAAGGCCAACAUGGAGUGGAAGACGCACGAGUGGUUCUCCGGCACUUCGACAGAUCUCUCCAACUGGGCCGUGGCUCUGUAUGCCGGUCUCUGGGCAUACGACGGCUGGGACAACACAAACUACGUCGUCGGCGAGUUCCGCAACCCGAGCCGCGAUCUUCCCCGCGUCAUCCACACGGCGAUGCCUCUUGUGAUCCUCUCAUACGUUCUCGCCAACAUCUCGUACUUCCUCGUCCUCCCUCUGGCGACGGUCAACGCCUCCAACACGAUUGCCGUCCAGUUCGGCGCCAAGGUCUUCGGCCCCGUAGGCUCCCUCGUCCUCGCCCUCAUCGUCUCGGCAUCCUGCUUCGGCGCCCUCAACUCCUCCACCUUCACCUCCUCGCGCCUCGUCUACGUGGCCGGAAAGGAGGGGUACAUCCCCUCCAUGUUCGGCCGCAUUGGCCUCUCCCCAUCCGACUCCCACUCCGUCCAAACCUCGCGCACUUCGCGCGGGCGCGUGGCCAACAUGCUGAUCCGUGCCCUCGGCGAUGAUGAUAUGGGCCUGUUCUUCACGCCCGUGUGGGCGCUCGUGCUCAACGGCGUGCUCACGGCGGCGUACAUUGUCGUCGGCGAGUUCGGCACCCUCCUGACGUUCUACGGCGUGGCCGGGUACACAUUCUACUUCAUCACGGUCCUGGGUCUCAUCAUCCUCCGCGUCCGCGAACCGCAGCUCGACAGGCCAUACCGCACGUGGAUCACGACGCCCAUCAUCUUCUGCUGCGUGUCGCUCUUCCUCCUCAGCCGCGCCGUCUUCGCGCAGCCGCUACAGACCGUCACCGUCGUGCUGUUCGUUGUCGCUGGCGUGCCAGUGUACUUUUGGCGCAUCCGCGGCCGCGAUCAGCAGGUGAUCAAGCGCGAGACGAGACAUGCGGGACAUGAGGAGCGGCCCUGGUGGCAGUUUUGGAAACGGUCGUAA
Messenger RNA from Colletotrichum siamense, 1866 nucleotides. RefSeq names its product Y+L amino acid transporter 2 (gene Slc7a6-1). Gene Ontology annotation, biological process: amino acid transmembrane transport. NCBI's taxonomy places the organism in Eukaryota, Fungi, Ascomycota, Sordariomycetes, Glomerellales, Glomerellaceae. Gene Ontology annotation, molecular function: L-amino acid transmembrane transporter activity. The record is from RefSeq and is a predicted model, not a curated record. Gene Ontology annotation, cellular component: membrane. Bases 1 to 1866 code for a protein of 621 amino acids. The transcript has 2 exons.